Messenger RNA from Colletotrichum scovillei, 1151 nucleotides. Its product is annotated as RNA recognition domain-containing protein. The record is from RefSeq and is a predicted model, not a curated record. Gene Ontology annotation, molecular function: translation initiation factor activity; RNA binding. NCBI's taxonomy places the organism in Eukaryota, Fungi, Ascomycota, Sordariomycetes, Glomerellales, Glomerellaceae. Gene Ontology annotation, cellular component: cytoplasm; eukaryotic translation initiation factor 3 complex. The transcript is spliced from 3 exons. Bases 105 to 1010 code for a protein of 301 amino acids.
CACCGCGACAACCCGCUUCAGGACUGCAAACCUCUGACGAAUCCGACCGAUAUCGAGAAACGGGAUCCGAUUACAGCGUAUACGAGAAGAUAAGGUUGCCCAACAUGGCUACGCCCAAGACCAAGCACGACUGGGCCGACGACGAAGACGUCGAGGAGACGUCGACCGAGCUCCCCGCGCCCCAGACCAUCAGCAACAAGGACGGCACCAAGACGAUCAUCACCUUCCGCUACAAUGACCAGGGCAAGAAGGUGAAGAUGACCCGCCGCAUCCGCUACACGACGCACACCGAAAAGGUGAACCCGCGCGUCGCCGACCGCAAGACGUGGUCCAAGUUCGGCCUCAGCGCCAAGGACCCGGCCGGCCCUGCUCCCGACACCACCUCGGUCGGCGAGAACAUCAUCUUCCGCCCCAGCACGAACUGGCGCAAGGACGAGAAGGAGGCGGGCGAGGACCCCGGCGCCCAGGCCCUCAAGGACAAGCUCAAGGACAAGCAGGUCAAGUGCCGUAUCUGCAACGGCGAGCAUUUCACGGCCCGCUGUCCCUACAAGGACACCAUGGCGCCCGUCGGUGCCGACGGCGCCGACGUUGCUGCGGGCUUGCCGGACGACCCCGCCCCCGCGGCUGGCGGCGCCGGAGGUGCUGGCGGUGCCGGUGCCAAGAAGGGCAGCUACGUCCCGCCUGCGCUCCGCGCUGGCGCGACUGGCGGCGCGGGUGCGGGUGACAGGAUGGGAGGCAGCAAGUACGGCGAGCGGGACGACCUCGCCACGCUGCGUGUCACCAACGUUUCGGAGAUGGCAGAGGAGCAGGAGCUGCGCGACAUGUUCGAGCGCUUCGGACGCGUCACGCGUGUGUUCCUGGCCAAGGACAGGGAGACGGGACUGGCCAAGGGCUUUGCCUUCAUCAGCUUUGCGGACCGGGGCGACGCCGUCAAGGCCGCGGCCAAGAUGGACGGUUUCGGUUUCAAGCACUUGAUUCUCAGAGUCGAGUUCGCCAAGAAGGCGGCCUAAGUUGGAGGGUGAGGGUGACGACGGGGAUGAAGAUGGCGGUAACGAAUGUUUUGAUGCUACUACUGGAGACACGGCUACGGCAAUACGGGUUUACAAAAAUUUGGCAUCCGCUUUGGGGAUAACGGUAGUUUUUUACAUCCC